CUCCAUUUAGUUGAACCGUCAUCGCCAGAGCGAGACUCUUACAGCACUUCAGGGACGUUUUAUUAGCAGAUCUCCUUGUAGUUAUGUCGGACGGCGAAUACGUCGACGGAAGUUACUACUUCUAUGCCCCCAACAAAGGAGCCGCCAUCUUCUUUCUCGUUUCCUUCUUGGCAUCAGGCUCUUUUCAUGUCUGGGAGUGCUUCAACUACAAGUGUUGGAAGCUGACGCCUCUAUUCCCCUUCUGUUGCCUCCUCUUUACUGUUGGAUUCGCCCUUCGUGAGUAUGGAGCCUUCCACUAUGACAACCUCGACGCAUUCAUUGCGAGCAUCUGCAUUACCUAUGCCGCCCCACCACUCCUUGAGCUACAAAACUACCACAUCUUGGGCCGAAUCCUCUACUACGUCCCCUAUCACUCGCCCCUCCACCCUGGCCGAGUCCUGACGACCUUCGGGUUCAUCUCCGGCAUCAUCGAGGCUCUGAACGGCUGGGGUGCAUCGUACUCGGCAAAUCAAUCGUUGACAGAUAGCGAGAUUGAGACGGGCCAUGCCCUUAUCAAGACGUCAUUGAUCCUCCAGAUCGUCGUGGCUGUCUUGUUCAUAGCGCUCACCACAAUGUUCCACCGCAGGUGCCUGGCCAAUGGCAUUAAUAAUCAACUGUUGAGCAGUUCGCUGUUGACGCUCUAUAUUAGUAUAUUCCUCAUCUUGACACGCACCAUCUUUCGCUUGGUCGAGUACUUUGGCGUUGCCAAGCUUCGUAUCAGGCCUGGGUUCAACCCCAUGUCGAUGUCGCCGAUUAUUCGCUACGAAUGGUUCUUCUACGUCUUCGAAGCGACUAUCAUGCUUAUCAAUGUUGUUAUGUUCAAUAUGCGUCACCCCCGACGAUAUCUGCCGAAGAGCAACAAGAUCUACCUUGCGCAGGAUGGCGUGACGGAGGUGGAAGGCCCCGGAUUCAAGGACCCCAGGCCGUUCUGGCUGACUCUCGUGGACCCGUUCGACAUCCGGGGCAUUCUGAGUGGAGAGUCAAAGCAGGAUAGGUUCUGGGAGACACAUGACCAGGGUGCUCUGGACAACAGAGAGAGGGUCAAGUCAGAUACGGAGCUGGUAUGAAAGGGGAUUUGAGGCGUCGAAGAUGAAGAGACGAGACCGGAGUGGGGACGGAGCGAAUCGAUUUUGGCAACGUUGGCGAGAGCUUAACUAACUGGUCGGCGACCUCAGAGUCGAAUGAAACUGCCUCGCUAGCAGCCCUCGGGCUG
Molecule: messenger RNA, 1252 nt
Organism: Ilyonectria robusta
Lineage: Eukaryota; Fungi; Ascomycota; Sordariomycetes; Hypocreales; Nectriaceae
Product: RTA1 like protein-domain-containing protein
Exons: 4
Coding region: 84-1106 (340 amino acids)
Cellular component (GO): membrane
Source: RefSeq, a predicted model, not a curated record